UUCUCCCUUCAUUUUCUUUGUGGUUUUUUUUUCAUUUCUUUCUUUAGUAUUAGCGUUUUAGUACAGUUAGUAUCGUUCAUCUCAUUGGUAGAGUUAGUAAGCAUAGUAUUGUUAGUAUAGCAUAGGGAGCAUAGUUAGUCUGGUUAGUAUUAGCACGUUGUAUAUUGUCAGAGGGUGGGUGGGUUGGUUAGCAUAUAAGUGUAGUUAGAAGGCCACCAUGCUUCCAGGGCUUUUACCCAUUGUCUCAAUGAGCAGACCCAUAUCGAUGUGCCCUCCAAGACCCAAGUGGAGGGCAGCUUCUCCAAGCAGAGGGCAGCAUCUCCAGGAUGCCAGACCACCCUAAAGCCAGUCAUGUGGGAUAUCCAGUUCAUCUGCAAAACCCAGCAGGACCCUGUUGGCCUCCAGGGCCUUUAUUCUGAGGCCGAGAAGCUGAAGACAUCCCAUCAGCCGGACAUCGCAUCCGUGGAGGUGAUGAACACCAUCAAGAGGGUCGCCCUCGUCUCCCACCAGGUGAGCAGAGACCAUCUAGAUGAGGCCUGCACGCACCAUGGCCGCGUGGUCGACGACGUGCCACACACGUUCUGCCAGCUCCUGUCCAGUGUGGAGUGGUGCCACCAGCAAGGUGUCUUCCCCGGGGACGUGACGCUGGAGACCCUACUUUAUGAGAGGGAACUAAAGGUAUCUCGCACCGGCAUUGGCCUCACCGUGGAGUUUGCAGGGUACAAACUCCACACGUUUCGGGAGAGCCCUGGUUCAGUUGCCCCGAGAGCCUUCCUACAGCAAGAGGAGGAACAGCCUCCCAUAGACGUGUGGAGCCUGGGGGCAGUUUGGUCCUCAGUGAUCACGGGUAAGGAGCCCUUUGAGGGUGAAGUCUUCUGGCACUCCAUCAGGGACUUUCCAGGACCGGCUCAACGCCUGGACCAAGGUGUCCUCCUCUUCAUGUCACUGAGAGAAGGAAACAUAUGGACUUCCUUAAAACUAAUGGAAGGGAGCAAUGCAUGGCAGGAGGAAGGACUCAAUGCUUGGCCUCAGGCUACACACCCCAUGGAAAUGAAGAAACAAUGAGACAAUGGCCACCCAGCCUCCCACCCAGCCUAUAGUCCGGGAUCACAAUAAGCUCCCAUGACUCCUGGACCCCAAGCCCAGCCUCCUCAGUCAUCUACAGCAAUUUCUUCCAGGGGCCCUUGACCCCUGAAGAGACAAAGCAAGGGGAAGACCAUCAAGAUGAGGAACUACAAAAAUGUAUAUUUAAUUUUAGAAAUUUAUUUAAGAGAAAGAAUAAAGUGAAUCCUGAAUGAGAGAA
Suricata suricatta (meerkat) is the source of this 1303-nucleotide messenger RNA. Its product is annotated as MAP/microtubule affinity-regulating kinase 3-like. NCBI's taxonomy places the organism in Eukaryota, Metazoa, Chordata, Mammalia, Carnivora, Herpestidae. Gene Ontology annotation, molecular function: protein kinase activity; ATP binding. The coding region runs from base 352 to 1065 and encodes 237 amino acids. The transcript is spliced from 2 exons. Gene Ontology annotation, biological process: protein phosphorylation. The record is from RefSeq and is a predicted model, not a curated record.